AUGGCGAACGGCAGUCGGGAGGACGAACAGACGGUCUCGGAUUUUCUGCCAACUCAGAACCAGACAGCAAACGUCUCCACCCAGGCAGGGGGGAGUCUGAAGGGAACCAUCUACUCCUUAUGGCAGUAUUCAUUCAAGACGGAGCAGUUGGUGACGCUGUGGGUUCUGUUUGUGUUUAUCGUGGUGGGAAACAGUCUUGUGCUACUCAUCAUGUGGCUGGAGAGGAACAAACGCAGCAGGAUGAACUUCUUCAUUCUCAAUCUCGCCAUAGCAGAUCUGAGUGCCGGACUGUUUAACGUUCUACCUGAGAUCGUGCACAGGUUUGUGGUGGAGUGGAUAGCAGGGAACACGCUCUGCAAGAUCGUCAAAUACACACAGGCGGUGCUGCUGUAUGCCUCAACAUACGUUCUGGUUGCUAUGAGCAUCGACCGCUAUGACGCCAUUGUGCACCCUCUCCAGUUCAUCAGAGAACACAAGUCCAAAGUGAUGAUCGGCAUGGCGUGGGGCCUGGCGUGCGUGUUCUCCGUACCGAGCCCGGUGAUUUUCGCGGUGCGGCUGCAGCCUAACGGCGAGCGGCAGUGCUGGGCGGAGUGGCCCGAGGACUGGUACUGGGUCCCCUACAUGACGGUGGUCGCAGCUAUUGUGUUCUUCAUUCCUCUGGGAAUUAUAAGCAUCUGCUAUAUCGCCAUUAUCGUGAAGAUUUGGAAGAGAGGGAAAGGCAUGGCGUAUGACGGCCACAUUCCCCGCAGCCGCCGGCGGUGCAGUUCUAACGGCUUUACCACCAGAGCCAAGGCCAGGACCAUCAAACUCUCUGUAGCCAUCAUUCUGGCUUUCAUCUGUUGCUGGAGUCCGUACUUCCUGUUCGACAUCUUGGAUAACUACAACGUACUUCCGGACACGGCGGCAAAGGAGGAGGCCUCUCUUAUUAUCCAGAACCUUCCGGCACUCAACAGUGCAAUCAACCCUAUAAUCUACGGCUUCUGUAGCACCAAGCUCUACAGGAAGUUACGUAAGAUCGCGGUCAUCAACUGGAUUGCCGUGCACAUAUUCCGUCUGCCAGAGGCUCACCGCGAAGGGCCCAAGAGCACCAAAAGACCGGACAGUCUCGGCGCACACUUGGAUAGAACCACCGCGCUGACCGACGCCUCUACGGACGUUUCGUCCUGCCGUAAGAUCUCCAAGAACUCCGACGUGGUAGUCGGCAGCCCGACCGCCUUUCUGUGCCCGCGAAACGCCGGUGCGAGAUCGUCUUACGUCACGGGCAACACCGGUGCGAGAUCGUGUCACGUCAGAUCGGCGCGACUCUUGCAGGCGGAUGACGCGGCGGUGACGUCAUCACACCGCCGCCCCGCCCCUCCCAUCGCUCUUUGCGUGAUAACCGAGCAGACCGCCGGGUCUGAGAGGCGAAAGUCUAGCCAGGAAGUCGGCACGCCCACAAAGGGCUUCGACGCCGUGACGCCACAGGCUUUACUCCGGCGAUGUCUUUCCGCAGCCGAAAUAACCAGCGCUGUUUGA
Molecule: messenger RNA, 1515 nt
Organism: Branchiostoma belcheri (Belcher's lancelet)
Lineage: Eukaryota; Metazoa; Chordata; Leptocardii; Amphioxiformes; Branchiostomatidae
Product: neuropeptide S receptor-like
Exons: 10
Coding region: 1-1515 (504 amino acids)
Biological process (GO): G protein-coupled receptor signaling pathway
Cellular component (GO): membrane
Molecular function (GO): vasopressin receptor activity; neuropeptide receptor activity
Source: RefSeq, a predicted model, not a curated record